GUCAAAGGCUUUUUGCGGAAACGUCAUGUUUUACUCCUGGUUCCUAAUAUCAAAAACCACUGUUAUGGAACGAUACUUUUUAUUUUAGCCUGUCGAUAAUUUGCUGUGGGAAAAGGGCAAUAGAUGUCACGUGACGUUUGUUGGUAUCCUACCAAUCCCGUCUCACCUAGCUUGACAACCAUUCAGGAAGCAGGUCUGAUUAGCUUAUUUUAGAUAGCUAAAGAUUUAUAUCGUGCAAACAUGGCGUCGGUUAACCCGUUUAAUCUGAGUGAUUCAGAAGAGGAGAGUGAACGGCGACCAAACGAAACAGUUAACACGGAACGCAGCCCGAGUGACGGGGCGCCUGGACCGCCGCCGGGCAUCCCCUUUUCCCCGCCCGCGGACGCCGAGCCUCCGACUACGUUGCUAUCCAGCAACCGAACGAGUCCGAACGGCGAAGGCAUCUCGGUCCCUUCCGUGGCCACCGCCGCUAUGGCUGUCAACGUCGAGUCGCGAGUGUCGGUGGAUGUCAUCGCCGCUCAGCUAUUGCGUGACCAAUACAUCCUCACGGCCCUGGAGUUUCACAGCGAACUGUUGGAAUCGGGCAGGGAGCUCCCGAGGUUGAGGGAUUAUUUCUCCAACCCGGGUAAUUUCGAACGUCAGAGCGGCACGCCACCUGCCAAAGAUCAGGGAACUGGACCCGGUGGACCUUUGAAUCGAGCUGGCAGCAUCAGCACCUUGGACUCUCUGGAUUUUGCCCGGUACUCCGAUGAUGGCAAUCGAGAAUCAGACGAGCGGGUGGCAGUGCUGGAGUUUGAGCUACGGAAAGCAAAGGAGACCAUUCAGGCUCUGCGCGCCAACUUGACUCAGGCAGCAGAGAACGAAGUUCCCUCUCAGGAGAGAAAGAACUUCAAAUCAAGCCCUGAAAUUCAGGAGCCGCUACGCCCGCUGGAGAAAAGAGCCUUAAACUUCCUUGUGAAUGAGUAUCUCUUGAAAAAUGAAUACAAACUCUCAUCCAUCACCUUCUCAGACGAAAAUGAUGAUCAGGAUUUUGAGCUUUGGGAUGACGUUGGCCUCAACAUCCCAAAGCCUCCUGACCUGUUGCAGCUCUACAGAAAUUGCGGUUCCUCACUUCCUCCGACGAGGGACGUGGUUGACGUAGCAGUCGGAGCAGAUUUUGGCGAUCUCACUGGACACUGUGCAGCGCAAGAUCCCCCAUGGAAGCCUGACCUCUCACAACAGCAACAGGCAGAGAUCAUCCAAGAGUUAGAGUACCAAAUCAGUCUACUGAACAAUGAAAAGGAGAGUCUAGCUGAGCAGAUGAAGACACUUCAGAGUGAGAUCCAGACAUUGAAGCAGACGGUCUCCUCCCCACCACCGGCCACUCUUGCCCGUAGCUCGCAGAAUACAUCGAAUCCCGCAUCCUCUUGCACCGCCAUCACUUCCUCAGCUAUCCCACCCUCUGUGCCCCGCGCAGAUAACGGACAGUGCCUGGACAUCCGGGGUGUAUCAGAGCCUCAAAGUGAGCCUCCCUUAACGCAGAACACGCCACAGUCUCAAAAUAAGCUUAAAAGUCGACAUCCUGCACAUUUUGAUCAGCCAAACAGGAAGUUAUCCCCGGCAUUCCAGCAAGCUCUGCUAUCCUUCUGCCGAAUGUGCUCAAACAGUCGCCUGGGGGCAGAGGUGUCUCAUAUCGCAGAGAGCGAGGAGAGUGUGAUGUUAAUGCUGGGUCGCUGCCUUCCUCAUAUCGUCCCAAAUGUCCUCCUAGCUAAAAGAGAGAGAAUGGUUGCACAUCUUUGCCAGGAGCUGAUCCCUCUCAUCCUGUGUACCGCCUGCCUUCACCCAGAGUCCAGAGAGAGAGACCAGCUUCUUCACAUCCUUUUUAACUUAAUCAAGAGACCAGAUGAUGAACAGAGACAAAUGAUCUUGACGGGAUGUGUAGCCUUUGCGAGGCACGUGGGUCCCACGCGUGUUGAGGCAGAGCUUCUUCCGCAAUGCUGGGAGCAGAUUAACCAUAAAUAUCCAGAGAGAAGACUUCUUGUGGCAGAGUCUUGUGGAGCCUUAGCGCCGUACUUCCCUAAGGAAAUUCGAAGUUCGCUCGUGUUGUCCAUGUUGCAGCAAAUGCUUGCCGAGGACAAGGCUGACAUGGUCAGAGAGGCCGUGGUCAAGAGUCUUGGGAUUAUUAUGGGUUACAUAGAUGAUGCUGACAAAUACUCCCAGGGUUUUGAGCUGAUGCUGCUUUCACUCGGCGACCCUUCAGAGAGGGUAGUCAGUGCCGUCCACCAGGUCUUCAUUCCCGCAUUCGCUGCCUGGACAACAGAAUUGGGAACCCUUUACACGUCACUCAUCCCUUCUCUCUUGGCACGUAUAGAGAAGCUCUUCAUGCAGGGGGAACAUGGCCUGGAUGAGCACAAGCUGCACGUGUUCCUGUCAGCCCUGCAGAGUCUGACCCCUCCCCUUUUUGCCGUGGUGCUGCAGAACGCGCCCUUCACCAGCCGAGCCAAACUCCACGGAGACAUACCUGCAAUAGAGGUGACUCGCUUUCCAAGGCCGGCUUCCCCCCUCCAGGAUGUGGCCACCAUCAUCGGCAGCAGGGAGAUGCUGAGUGCCUUGCUCCUUCUCUACGACCACCAACUAGAGCAUGAAGGGACCACCGGAUGGGAAAGCUUGCUUUGGGUGGUCAACCAGCUGCUUCCUCAGCUCAUAGAGAUCGUGGGUCGCAUCAACGUGACCUCGUCCGCCUGCGUUCAUGAGUUCUCGCGCUUUUUUUGGAGGUUCUGUCGAACCUUUGGCAAAGUUUUUACCAACACCAAGGUUAAACCUCAAUUCCAAGAGAUUCUUCGCUUGUCUGAAGAGAAUGUUGAUGCUUCAUCUGGCAACGGUCUUCUUACAAAAGCCACCGUCCCCAUCUACGCCACGGGAGUCCUGACCUGUUAUAAUCAGGAAGAGGACCGCAAGUUGUUGGUGGGUUUCUUAGAGGAUGUUAUGACAACCCUGUCUUUGUCCCACGCACCUCUCGACAGCCUGAAAGCUUCCUUUGUGGAGCUGGGUGCUAAUCCAGUGUACCAUGAGUUACUGCUCACUGUUCUUUGGUAUGGAGUAGUCCACACCUCUGCAUUGGUCCGCUGUACCUCAGCACGGAUGUUUGAGUUGAUUCUCCAAGGCAUGAGCGAAGCGUUAGUAGACCGCCGGGCGGCCCCGGCCCUUAUAACUCUAUGCAAUGGGCCUGAAUUCUCUGUGAGGAUAUCCACAAUUCCUGCCUUUGGUACCAUCAUGGAGACCGUGACGCAGAAAGAGCUGCUGGAGCGUGUCAAGAUGCAGCUAGCAUCUUUCCUGGAGGACCCUCAGUAUCAAGAUCAGCACUCUUUGCAUAUGGAGAUCAUCAGGACCUUCGGACGCGUCGGACCCAACGCCGAGCCUCGCUUCAGAGACGAGUUCGUCCUGCCGCACCUGCACAAACUGGCUCAGGCAAACAACAGCCAAGCGGUGGAGAGCAAGAGGAUCGACAUCGCCACCCAGCUGUUCGAGGCCUACAGCGCCCUGUCCUGCUGCUUCAUAUCUGAGGAGGUGAUGAUCAACCACUUCCUGCCGGGCCUCAGGUGUCUCCGGGCCGACAUGGAGCAGCUCUCCCCAGAGCACGAGGUGAUUCUGAGCUCGAUGGUGAAAGAGUGUGAGCUCAAGGUGGAGAACAGAGGAAUGGGAGAUGCGCAAGGCUCCGUGUCCAUCGCAUCCAGUUUGGUGGGCGAGGAUGCCAAGACCAAGUUCCUGAGCAAGAUGGGUCAGCUGACCACAUCGGGCGCCAUGUUGGCCAACGUUUUUCAGAGGAAGAAGUGAGCAGCGUUGCGGCGAGGCCAGCCUCACCGCAACGUCUGACGACGCUCCCGAGUAGAUGACGACCGAUCAAAUGUGACGUGCAUUUCUGCGAGCGUUGAUUUGCUUUUUUCCCCCUCAGUCAAGUGUUUGUUUGACAUCUUCAAUUUAUGAGAAGAAGCGCCGCGGAGGACAAAAGUCCGGUAUUCCAUGAGAAGUGGGACAUCUUUUCUGGACAUUUCAGGACGACGUGAAGGCAUCGUUGUCACGCUAUGAACAUUGGAGGUACCUGUCACCUCCGAUUUUUACCAGGUGUCAUUUGGGAUGGAAUAAACCUACGAGUAGCGGUAUUAAGCAUGUCCGAGCAAAAUGGCAAUCCUUAAAGUGACUACAAAUGUUUGCGUGGAUGUGGUUCCGAAACAUCGCCUACUUGGAGUUCUAAAUAAUCGUCUUGCCUUUGUUUCCUCAAAAGUCUGUCUCCGCUGUCCGUUUGAUAGCUUCUGUUUUAUAACUUAUUUAUAUCUUAUUGAAGAACACACUUUAUUUCCAGCUUCCAAAGAAUUUUGCACUUCAUUAUUUUGUUGUUCUGAUGCACAUUCAGAUUGAUCACUACAGUUUUUUUUUUGUCGUUUGGAGUUGGUUGACUGUAAUUUGGGUGCAUUUUGUCCCGUCUUUCUGGUUGACUAGUGGAUGUUUCAUUCAAUUUCGGGGAGAGGUAGGCUCGGGUGGAAAACGUAAAUAACUACCAUACAUUGAACUGAGUGAUUGGUACUGAUGUAUACUUGGAAUCUGUGUCUUGGUCUAAUAAAAGGUCAUUUGCGGAUUUA
This is a messenger RNA of Hippocampus zosterae (dwarf seahorse), 4616 nucleotides long. It is a transcript of the gene relch, whose product is annotated as RAB11 binding and LisH domain, coiled-coil and HEAT repeat containing. The record is from RefSeq and is a predicted model, not a curated record. Gene Ontology annotation, cellular component: trans-Golgi network; recycling endosome. Gene Ontology annotation, molecular function: protein binding. Gene Ontology annotation, biological process: intracellular cholesterol transport. Bases 241 to 3813 code for a protein of 1190 amino acids. The transcript is spliced from 31 exons. NCBI's taxonomy places the organism in Eukaryota, Metazoa, Chordata, Actinopteri, Syngnathiformes, Syngnathidae.